Coregonus sp. 'balchen' is the source of this 2148-nucleotide messenger RNA. The record is from the annotation of a GenBank genome assembly. Lineage: Eukaryota; Metazoa; Chordata; Actinopteri; Salmoniformes; Salmonidae.
AUGCCUGGUAGGAACAUCACAGAACUGAAGACUGUUAUGACUGGUAGGAACAUCACAGAACUGAAAAAUGUUAUGACUGGUAGGAACAUCACAGAACUGAAGACUGUUAUGACUGGUUGGAACAUCACAGAACUGAAGACUGUUAUGACUGGUAGGAACAUCACAGAACUGAAGACUGUUAUGACUGGUAGGAACAUCACAGAACUGAAAACUGUUAUGACUGGUAGGAACAUCACAGAACUGAAGACUGUUAUGACUGGUAGGAACAUCACAGAACUGAAAACUGUUAUGCCUGGUAGGAACAUCACAGAACUGAAGACUGUUAUGACUGGUAGGAACAUCACAGAACUGAAGACUGUUAUGACUGGUUGGAACAUCACAGAACUGAAGACUGUUAUGACUGAUAGGAACAUCACAGAACUGAAGACUGUUAUGACUGGUAGGAACAUCACAGAACUGAAAACUGUUAUGACUGGUAGGAACAUCACAGAACUGAAGACUGUUAUGACUGGUAGGAAAAUCACAGAACUGAAGACUGUUAUGACUGGUUGGAACAUCACAGAACUGAAGACUGUUAUGACUGGUAGGAACAUCACAUAACUGAAGGCUGUUAUGACUGGUAGGAGUAUCACAGAACUGAAAACUGUUAUGACUGGUAGGAACAUCACAGAACUGAAGACUGUUAUGACUGGUAGGAACAUCACAGAACUGAAAACUGUUAUGCCUGGUAGGAACAUCACAGAACUGAAGACUGUUAUGACUGGUAGGAACAUCACAGAACUGAAGACUGUUAUGACUGGUUGGAACAUCACAGAACUGAAGACUGUUAUGACUGAUAGGAACAUCACAGAACUGAAAACUGUUAUGACUGGUAGGAACAUCACAGAACUGAAAACUGUUAUGCCUGGUAGGAACAUCACAGAACUGAAGACUGUUAUGACUGGUAGGAACAUCACAGAACUGAAAAAUGUUAUGACUGGUAGGAACAUCACAGAACUGAAGACUGUUAUGACUGGUUGGAACAUCACAGAACUGAAGACUGUUAUGACUGGUAGGAACAUCACAGAACUGAAGACUGUUAUGACUGGUAGGAACAUCACAGAACUGAAAACUGUUAUGACUGGUAGGAACAUCACAGAACUGAAGACUGUUAUGACUGGUAGGAACAUCACAGAACUGAAAACUGUUAUGCCUGGUAGGAACAUCACAGAACUGAAGACUGUUAUGACUGGUAGGAACAUCACAGAACUGAAGACUGUUAUGACUGGUUGGAACAUCACAGAACUGAAGACUGUUAUGACUGAUAGGAACAUCACAGAACUGAAGACGGUUAUGACUGGUAGGAACAUCACAGAACUGAAAACUGUUAUGACUGGUAGGAACAUCACAGAACUGAAGACUGUUAUGACUGGUAGGAAAAUCACAGAACUGAAGACUGUUAUGACUGGUUGGAACAUCACAGAACUGAAGACUGUUAUGACUGGUAGGAACAUCACAUAACUGAAGGCUGUUAUGACUGGUAGGAGUAUCACAGAACUGAAAACUGUUAUGACUGGUAGGAACAUCACAGAACUGAAGACUGUUAUGACUGGUAGGAACAUCACAGAACUGAAAACUGUUAUGCCUGGUAGGAACAUCACAGAACUGAAGACUGUUAUGACUGGUAGGAACAUCACAGAACUGAAGACUGUUAUGACUGGUUGGAACAUCACAGAACUGAAGACUGUUAUGACUGAUAGGAACAUCACAGAACUGAAGACUGUUAUGACUGGUAGGAACAUCACAGAACUGAAAACUGUUAUGACUGGUAGGAACAUCACAGAACUGAAGACUGUUAUGACUGGUAGGAAAAUCACAGAACUGAAGACUGUUAUGACUGGUAGGAACAUCACAGAACUGAAGACUGUUAUGACUGGUAGGAACAUCACAGAACUGAAAACUGUUAUGACUGGUAGGAACAUCACAGAACUGAAAACUGUUAUGACUGGUAGGAACAUCACAGAACUGAAAACUGUUAUGACUGGUAGGAACAUCACAGAACUGAAAACUGUUAUGACUGGUAGGAACAUCACAGAACUGAAAACUGUUAUGCCUGGUAGGAACAUCACAGAACUGAAGACUGUUAUGACUGAAAAUGAAUCCACCUAA